Messenger RNA from Amoebophrya sp. A120, 5253 nucleotides. Lineage: Eukaryota; Dinophyceae; Syndiniales; Amoebophryaceae. The record is from the annotation of a GenBank genome assembly.
GGUAAAAUGAGCUCUUCAUCUACUUCUCGCCCCACAUGGAUGCGGACGAUGAAUAAGUAUGUGCGCGAUUCCAAUUUCUUCACGCCACCAGAGAUCCAAUACCACAAACUGCGGGCUCAGCGGAAAGCCGAACUGCUGAGUUUGAAACGAAAGGAACUGCUGUGUCUCUUGGACAGCGCGGCAGAGGAGGACGACGACGAAGACCAGGACCGUGCAUUCGCUCGUGCCAGCGGGGGUUCAGCUUCAGGCUCACCCUCCUCCACAGGCAGUUCAAAUAAAGGGUUGUCGACAACUGCCCUAGGUGUGGAAGAAGACGGCGACAGUUCUGCCCUCGAAAUCAAGAGGCCUGACAAGCUUCCUUGCCCGGAUCUCACACUACUGGAACACGAUCUGGUGGUGCGGGUGUGGAUGCCUGUCCUGGAGGACGAGACUACCCGGGGGGCGCGCAUGCGGGAAACGAAAGAAAGCCCGGUCUGGGGCGGCAUCAUCAAGACCGAAGAAGAAGAGGCCGCGACAAAGGACCUCCGAGACGGGCCUUUUUGCCUGUUCGAAGACACGGAAAGUGGCAUCAAGGAUGCACCUUUGUUGUGGCGCGAGAUCCAGGUGUCCGCCUGGAUCUCGCUGGAUGAUUUUUCCGAGCACGUACUGAAGCCGGUCAUUGGCUACAGCCGGCAAACCAUGAGCGGUUGCUUCUUCGAUCAGACAGACGGAGCGAUGUUUGGACCAACAAACACAAUGGCGCCAGAUCACUGCGAGGUAAGAGAGUACUUCGCAUUUAAGAACUUUUUCCGUCUAAUAAUUCAGGUUCGUUUCUUGUCGUGCACAACGAACGGACGUAAGCGCGAUGGCCACAGACUUUUGAAAUUCCAGCUGUAUCCAAAAAUUAUCAAUUAACAGCUGCGCUCCCGCCCUGUUCGCGCGCGCGACCAUGGUGGGGAGUGUCGGGAGCAAGACAUGCAUCUUUUUGAGCCGGUUUUGGACUACGCCAGCUACGAGCUGGGGCUGUUUUUGAACCGCAAGCAGGACCGGCUGAUCUAUCUCUACGAUUGGAACAAGUGUUUCGUCCACUGCAUCCAGCUGGUGGACAUCGUGAGGCCAGCCGUCCGUCUUGCGAAGCUCAGUCCCACGAUCAACUACUACGAUUGUACUAGGCUCAAGUACGAGCUCGAGCCCAGGGAAAAGGUCGUGAAACCGAAGAUUGUGCAUGUGGAAAGCAUGAAAGAGGCACGGCGCCAUCGGCGAAAAGAGAUCUUGGACUUGCUCCUCCAGCAGGAGUUUGCACUGAAUUUUGAUGCCCAAUGUCUGCGCGGAAAGUAUCGCGCACCCGGGGAGUCUGUGAAGCCGCGCUGCAUGAUGUACCGGGAGGUCGCCCCGCGCCCCGACUCAGCAGAAGCGAAAAAACAGACAGAGGGUGGCGGUACGACGAGAAAGAGUAGAGGGAGCACGAUGUACCGGUGGAGCCGCGCGCAGCGGGAGUGGCAGAAGGAAGGGUCCGGAGGGAAUUCUUUUUCCUCGCCUUUGUCCUUGUGCGAGGAGGACACGGAUGGGUAUUCCGCUUACGAGAAGUUUGUCACCCUGGAUGGCAACCAGAAAUAUGCGAAUCUUGUGCGGCACAUGCUACCGCCUGAAGAUGGUUGGGUGCGGAUGCCGGACGCCGAUUUCAAAGAUAGCGCUUACCUUCCAAAGAUUUCCGAGCGGACUUACCUGAAGCCGGACGUCCUUGGCUGGUUCCGUUACAAAUGGUUCACGCAAAACCCGAAGAAUAAGAGCAAAACGAGAACGGAUCUUUCCGCUGCUGCAACUUCUACCGAGACGGCAGGUGGGCGUGGGAAAGGUGUUGAGCUAGACAAGGGCGCAGCUGUUGCAAGUAGAGACGAUGAUCAUGCGAGCGCCACUCACCCUGCCACAGCUGGUGUUGCUUCGAACGCAGCUACGGUUGUUUCCGGAGGAGGAAAAAAGAAGGGCAGAAAAAAGUCGAAGGAAGCCAACAAUACGAGCAAUUCAACCACAGCUCCACCUUCUGCCGAAAACAAAGCACAGGCGACGCGCACGGUAGAGAAAAAGGACGGCAGUGCAUCAACCUCUGUGGAUAAGAUGACUUCGAUACUAUCAAGCGCCUCCCCCACGUCAGGCCUCUUUCAUUACGCGCCGACUGCGGCGCAACUGGAGCUGGAGGAAAAUUUCAAGAGGUUUUUCCGGGAACAAAAGCAUUCCCAGAACUUUCGCGACGCCCACCGGUUCUUGAACAAAAAAGUGUACCGCAAGUGGUGCCUUCGCUUGAAGUGGGAAAAGUCGGAGUACCGCCAGUGGCCCGGGCUGGGGGGCGCGGUUUGUCCGUUUUUCAAUCCCUAUGAUUUCGAACCCUCCGUCGCGAACCAGCAUCUGCAGGCGGUGCUUGGGCAUGUACGCGAGUGCCGUAAAAUUCCCGCCGCGCAGCAGCAAGAACUGUUGCUGCAGCGCGACAAAUGGAGCAAGUCGAAAUAUUCUAUCGACAGCGAUUUUGCUUUUUCCCGCGUUUUUUGGAACAAGCAACCCCGGAAGCACGACGUGCGCCUACACGUGGACGCGCCGCGUCCGGAGGCGGACCUGCAGCUAAAGUUCUACGGCUACGCGUCCGACUGGGUCCGUGUCGGCAACAUCUUCGCCCAGGACUUUCCCGGCAUGGCGGACAUCGAAAAAGCGCUCAAGAAGGCACGAAAAAACGGGAUCGCGGACCUGAAAAUCCGGCACUGGUGCGCCGGCUGUGCGUUCGGGGUGCAGCCGAAAGUCGACUUGUCGGAAGACAGAUUCAUCGACACAGAUUGCGAAGACCAGCUCGAUAACGAAUCGCUCCAGGACAUCUCGUCAGAAGAUUCGGACUUUGCCGAGAUCGACCCGGACUCCGAUACGGAUUAUGUAGAUGUGAAAAAAGCUGAGGACGGAGAGGACAACAACAUUGAGGCCAGAACUAGCAAUGGUAAAAAUACAAAUGGAACUACUACAAGCACCACAAACGACGCUGCUAGCAAGAAGAAGAAGACCGCGGCUCAGGACGCCGAGCUGAUGAAGACCCUGUCCCCAGACUCGAAGCGGGAGUACGUAAAGAAGCGGGUUAGAGAAAAGAAAAGCGAGAGGAGGCACAUGGAGCGACAGAAGUGCCCGCGCGGGUUUGACACGAGAUGUUUCGAGGGUGUAGGGACAACGGCCGCGACACAGAAGAAGUUUUCUUCGGGAUUGUGCACAACGACCUGCAAAAGCAGCGCGUUCCUAUACCACAACGCAGGGGUUUUUAACGGGAAAGGUGAAUCGCAGGGAACUGGAACGAAGACGGGACUAAUAUCCGAGAGUACCAAUAAAAACGCAAACAAUAAAAAUGGUUCUAACUCCGCCACAGGCACCUCGACAGGCAAAUGCAAAAAGAAGAGCCACGGUACUGGGGGAGCCAAAACGGAUGAAAGCAGAAGAUCAACCAUAACGAAAACAGAUAACGCAAUGGUCGUGUCGUCUACUUCUUCCUCGGCAAACAAGAUUGCUGGAAAAAAAUCCUCGCAGCCUGAACGAUCAUUCGAAGACGACAGCACAUCCCUGAAUCCGUUCUAGUAUGCAAUUUUCAGGUUGGUAAGUUUCAAAUCUGAAAGUAUGCAAGUGCGAUAUGCAGGUAGCACGAUGCGCAUUGCAAAAGGUGCAAAUGCAGACUGCAAAAACUUCCCCAGAUGGGUGUUUCGAAGGGCGGUAUGCUGUCUUGCCAGUGUCGCUUUUUUUUUUCUUAUUACUUACGUUUUUCACAAGCAAAGCUGAGGCUGGUGGAGAAACAUUUUCUAGAAGUAAUGGUCAGCAUGACGCAUACUUACGGUGUCAACAUACAUGUUUUUUUUUCGAAGACAUCACCAGUUGAAACUGGUUUCCGUGGCGAUACAGACACUUCAUGGUACUUCAAAGCCAUUUCCAAUAGCCGCACUGAUUCUCUGAUUUUGUUUCUGAAACUUACGAACCCACUGGUGGCAUAAAUAUCGCGUGGCGGGUAAAGCAAGCGACAUGAUGAACACCAUCGCUGCCGGAGCUGCGGUGAUGCAGCAGCAACAAUAUCAAAAUCCGGCCCAGACUAUUCAUUCAGACACUGUUGCUGUCCCCUCGGCUUCGACGCAGCCCUUUGCUGCACAAGAACCAGCCACACAAGGAAAAGUAAAAGAGGAGAUGAGAAUCCAAUAUCUGCAGAACAAAUUGACUCCAUCAACCACAAUCACUCAAGAGGAAGAGAAGAUCAAGUUCAAGAGGGAAGCACUCAAACUUGCACAGAAGGCAGAUUCAGAUUACGCGAGUGACACUGACGGUGCUGCAUCCAAGGAAGAGCAAGAGGACGCGGAAGAAGCGGGAGACGAUUCAGAAGAAAGUGAGAAUAGUGACGAAGUAGACGAAGUGUCGGACGUCUCAUCCCUGUCGUCCAUAUCAUCCGAAGACGACGCCGAAGCGGAUUCGGAUAAGUCGGAUUCCCCGAGCAGUACUAGGAAAACCAAACCGCCACUGAAGACGACUACCGUCAAAGUCCGGGUGCAGAAAAUCGAGACGCCCGCGGAGUUUCAUGCCCGCCAAACCAAGGGAAGGCGCUUGUCGGAUCCUUUCUCCACUUCUUCCGCCGCAUUGAAAGACGAACCUGAUGUUCGCAUGGAAUGUGAACGAGGAAAAAGUUCAUUCACUUCGCAGCCUCUGUUCUAUCCGCCCAUGCGGUUCCACCGUCGGUCGCAGCGACCCAUACCACGAUUCCACACGCUUGCCACCUUCGAGAAAAACGACCUGCGAAAACGGGCGAAGCCGGGAAAAUAUUUGUACAAAAUCAGCUGGCUGCGCUUGCUCAUGCUACACGCAGAGGACGACUGGCUAGUUCUGGACUACUACUUCGCUUACGACAAUAGCAAGGUUUUACAGGACCAGGACGCAGGACGUCAGUGAAACAGACAAAGAGUAACUUGCUCGCAAACCCAAAAGAAGCUAGCAAGUGAUUAGGUUACGGUUACCGGCCGAGUUUAGAAGAUACUAGAUUUCGUCAAUUCAGUCAUAGAGCAGUUUGUUUGAGCUCUAUAGUUGUAGCAGUUGGUAGGAAUAGGAUGACGAGGAUUGGAGAUGCAGAUCAUAGAACGAUAGAUGUGAAGAUGUCAAAAAGCAGCACCCAUUAUGGGAUAGAGGUUUGGUGACAGAAAACAAUUCGGAUUUGACGGUCAAUGCUAGUGCACGUGGUAAACACGAAUUGCAGUUGCGUUUGAUGAUCAAAGGAAGGAU